AUGGAUGAGGCGCUAAAAGUGACGUCCUGCGUCUUUCAAAGCGAUUCGGACCACAAGAAUCGACCCAUAUCGAGCCUACUUAAUUCUUCAAGUAGUAGUACAAGUGACACGGAUUUAAACGUUUUCAAGCACGAGAACGAUGACAAUUUUGGUGUCGAUAUGGUACCGAGAGAUCGAGCGAGUCUGGAGUCGGAAUUAUUACGAUUAAUUGCAUUAGAAGAACAACUAGAGAACGAGACAGCAGUGGAGUUUAUACAAGAAUGUGAUUUGUUAGUAGCGACACAUGAAAAACAAGUGAUUAGAGCUCAGGCAGCUCUCGAGAGACGACGGAUUGCAGCAUUUCAAGUCUUGGAAUAUGCACGUGAAAAAGCUCAAGAGACAUAUGCUCGUCGUUGUAUGGACGUUCAGAGAGACAUAAAUGUGGAUAUUGAACGAGAAUUAAGGAGAUUACAGACAGCUAAGGAUGGGGUGAGUGUCACAAGUCGACGACGUCGAACAGUGCGACACGAGACACGAGGAAAGUGUUUGAUGCCGGUUCAAGCAUCUGGAAAUAGUAUGAGGAGACGACGUACCAUGUACACUAGUGAUGGAGAUGAAGAGGGACCAGAAGAUGUCUUUUUGGCCUCGGCAUCGCCGGAAGAGAGAGCACAACGAGUACAAUUUCAGGAAAAAAAAACGUCUUGA
Peronospora farinosa is the source of this 684-nucleotide messenger RNA. The record is from the annotation of a GenBank genome assembly. NCBI's taxonomy places the organism in Eukaryota, Oomycota, Peronosporomycetes, Peronosporales, Peronosporaceae.